GCAUUGACGCCAGUGUCUCACCAAGCCGUGCCUGGAUGGCACAGACACCUCUCACUGGCUGAACUGGGGCCAGAGUGGGCAGUUGUUCUUCGGAUUGACUUUUGAGUAGUCUGCUGAAACCGCCUUUCAGCUGGAAGCGUGCGGUCAUGUUGCCUGCAGGGCUCUCUUUUCCGCUUCCUUCAGGGGGAUCAGCGUGGCAAUCCUUGGGUCGUUCCGCCCAAAAGGAGGGAAAUGGGCGGUGCCUGACCACUAAGCCACUCGACACGAGAAUACUAAAUGGUCUUUGCCGAAUACACACAAAAAGUCGAACUAGAAUAGGCUGGACGGGACUGAAACUACAACAAUCAGGUGCCGUCAUCUGUUCAGGUCCAGGUUCAGGUUUCACCGGGCCGAAUGUUGAUGUGGCGAACUCGGCGGGUCUUGGAGCCCAUCAAAGGGAACACGGCCUAUUGAAGACCAAGUUGACGUGUCGCACAUCCAGGCACCGACCAGUCACAUCUCGUCAGCAGCAUCUCCCCUUCGCUUUGUACACAGUCCAUAUUUCGUGUGGUGCGAGGAAAAGAGGGGAACCAUCCUUAGUGGCAGGGAUGUUGCCCUGAUCUGACUUUUUUGCCCUACCGGUGGGCUACUGCAGGACAGUCCAGCCGCGUCCAUUCGCAAAACGACUGUCUUAUUCGGUUGUUUUGGUCUUUCUUUUCGCGCCGCUAAAUCUAAUAGUGUGGUCUAGGCAGUCCAAUCCUCGGGACGAACGCCACUGGUAGAUGUGAAACACUCAAUGGUGCUUUCGCACAAUUAACAGUCAGAUCCAUCUGACGGAUCUGAAAUCUGAAUAUCAGGC
Messenger RNA from Aspergillus piperis CBS 112811, 838 nucleotides. RefSeq lists its product as uncharacterized. The transcript has 2 exons. The record is from RefSeq and is a predicted model, not a curated record. Lineage: Eukaryota; Fungi; Ascomycota; Eurotiomycetes; Eurotiales; Aspergillaceae. The coding region runs from base 147 to 599 and encodes 150 amino acids.